Messenger RNA from Pogona vitticeps (central bearded dragon), 6208 nucleotides. RefSeq names its product transmembrane protein 178B (gene TMEM178B). NCBI's taxonomy places the organism in Eukaryota, Metazoa, Chordata, Lepidosauria, Squamata, Agamidae. The record is from RefSeq and is a predicted model, not a curated record. Gene Ontology annotation, cellular component: membrane.
GCAAGCAACCAACCAAGCAAGCAGAGGACCAAAACAAGAGUCCUGUGGGAUCGGUUGGCGGGCUCGGGGAGAGUCCAAGCAGCAGCGGCGGGUGCUGGGGAAAACAACAACAACAACACCCAGCACACUGGGAUGUCAAGACUUUCUUACUGCAAAGCUACCGGACUUCGGGGGCGAGGAAAGGACGCCAGCGGGCUCCCCUGUUGAGAAACGGAAGCGAAAUCUGGGGGUGUUGUUGUGUGUGGUAGGCUGCCGUGUGUGACUGAAUUAAGAUCAAGACUUCCUUCUUUUCCACGUAUGUCGCCCGCCCUUUUCUUUCUUUUUUAAAAGAGAACAACCGAACCUCUCAACCGUGACCAGGAUUCGGUUUAUCAAAGCAUAAAUACCGCAGCUAAUCCCAACUACUGGCAGCAUCUUGCUGUUUAGAAGCAAGUCGACAGGCAGCUUUAAGAUUUGAAGGGGCCUUUUUUUCCGUAGUGGUGGUGAAAGAGGACUUUCUCAAGAGGGGUUUCUUCUUCUUCUUGGAUGGACGGAUAGAGGUGCCUCGAUCAAGCCACUUCCCCGGUGUAUGCCAGUGAGUGAAAAACUGGAAGUGCUGAAUGGGUUAAUCCAGAUGGCCAGACACAAGGAAGAACUGCUUACUGACCACUGAUUACUGUUUCCCCAAGACACUUUUGCUUGGCCUGGUUUGGCCACCCUAUUGACUGAAGCGGGAAGCUCAGAAUUCCUGGCGAGUUCGCCCCACCCCUCACCACCUUCUUGUCCAUUGGAGAAGUGAAUGAGAGCCUGGGGUUUCUCCAACGGGAUCAGAAUUGUACCCUCCCCCUCUUCCAAUUUCCGCUUAGAGUUUGAUGGCUCUCCAUUUGCUUCUAUGUGAUCAUUGAAGGCAGUCACGGUCCCUUUGUGGUACCUGCCCAAGAACGGAGGUUCCUCUUGGUGGUGCCAGGUCAAAGGGCAUUUGCCGCCUCAUGAAGACGAUACCCAUGGUGUUUCUGUGAAGCUACGGUAUGGCUGCUGGAAGGUUAUUGCUCUAUGCUGGCCUCUCGUUAGCGUUAUGUGCUUUAGGCAUGCUAGCCGUGGCCAUCUGCUCGGACCAUUGGUAUGAAACAGAUGCCAGGAAGCACAGGGAGCGGUGCAAAAGCUUCACCACCCGGAGGAAUGACCCGGGCUUCAUUUACAAUUCAAACAAUAACCUGCCCCUCCGGGCCAGCCGGUCAAAGCUGGACCGAUGGGAAGGGAAGCUGCUUUUGGCCAGAAACCGGAGACAGCUCUUUGCCAUGAGUGCCGUGGAUGAGUGCAAUCGACAGUACAACUCAACUAACAUGGGGCUGUGGAGGAAAUGCCACCGGAUGGGCUUUGACCAAGAUGUGGAUGAGCUCAUUGCUAAAGGAGCCAUUGACCAGUGUUCCUACAUCAAGUACCACUACUCUUCAGCAACAAUUCCCAAGAAUCUCACCUAUAAUAUUACUAAGACCAUCCGCCAGGAUGAGUGGCAUGCCUUGCACCUGCGCAGAAUGACAGCUGGUUUCAUGGGCAUGGCUGUAGCCAUCAUCCUCUUUGGAUGGAUUAUCGGGGUGCUGGGUUGCUGCUGGGAUCGAGGCCUUAUGCAAUAUGUGGCAGGACUACUCUUCCUCAUGGGAGGAACCUUCUGCAUCAUUUCACUGUGCACAUGUGUGGCUGGAAUCAACUUUGAGCUGUCCCGAUACCCUCGAUACCUGUACGGACUUCCCGAUGACAUCAGCCACGGCUACGGCUGGUCCAUGUUUUGUGCUUGGGGGGGCCUGGGGCUCACUUUGAUCUCCGGCUUCUUCUGCACCUUGGCCCCCUCUGUUCAACCUGUCCCCAGGACCAACUGCCCUAAAUCGAGACCUGAAAAUGGGACAGUGUGCUAAAACAAAUGCAAACAAACCUAUAAAUAUACAUAUUAUAAAUAUAUAUAUAUAAAUAUAUACAUAAAACAUAUAUUAUAUAUAGAUCUCAAACAGAUGCCAGUGCCAAGGUAGAGUGGAGUCCAACGUGGCGCCUACAUCUUCUCUACAGACUUUGUUAUUGCUCUUGUUCUUUCUCCUGGAGGUGGGAAUAGCUUUGCUGCAACACCGCUCUUCCAUCUAGUUCUUUAAAAAUUUUCAGCAUCCCAGUUCAAAAAGUCAAGUGAACAUAUUGUUGCGUCUGUCUACUGCCAGUUGUGGGGGAGGGAACGUGCUAGGGAUGGGGAAAAGGGAAGUAUUUUGGUGUAUGUGGUACCGAGUCUGUACAGGAAGCUGAAACAAAAAAACACAACCUUGUCUGCUACAAAUCGGGGAAAUACAAAACGAAAAAUAAAACAGUUGAGUUACCUCUCUAAAAUGUAGCCUCUUCAGCACCAUCUUCAGAAACCCUCCUCCUAAUACUCUCUCAUAAAAACAACACACAAAUCAUUUCCUGUUAUUUUGAGUUGCCAACAAAAGGGAAUAGAACAUCAAGAAAAGUGUCCCUUUAUUUGCUAAACUUUAAGUGGGUGGAAUCAAGAAUCCCAUGGAAUAAAACUGAAAAUGAGGACACUUUAAGGGAUGCUGUUUUUGAACUUCCAUCUGCCUUACUGAGGAGGCUGAACUGCUGACAGAAAUGCAGAAGAGAGCCUUGCUGAAAUGCUGUGAUAUAUGUGUCUAUAACCUCUCCUUCCUUCUUCCCCUUGUUUAUUUUUUUGAAGAAAAGAAAUUCAAAUAUUACUGUGUGAUCAUCCACCAGACCAUCUCCACAGUGUUUGUGACUGAAGGCAUCAAGACUUGCAGGAUAUCUGAGGAAAAGUUUUUGUUCUGAGACAGCAAGUCUCAUUGGCUAGAUUUUGGUCUGCACAGGUGGUUUCUCUCCCCACAAGAAUCAGCAGGAAAUGGCACAUCUUAGGUACAAAGCAUUGUGGGAUUGAGGGGCGAUGGCCUUUCUGGCUAGUUGAUGAUGCAGAAGGAGUUUGGGCGGAGGGUUUUGUUGUUACUGUUACUGCUACUGUCAUUUUAUUAACUGUAGACAAGGGGUUAAAAGCCAUUGCAGAGAACUGGGGAGCUCUGAAUUGAGUGUCACUGAUGAGGACAAGACACGGUGCCUCUUGUUACAUCCAUGUACACCAGAAUAAGACAUCUUAUACUUGUCAUCAGAAGUUGCUCUUUAUCCUCAGUUUUUCUCCCUGUGUUUGAGAGAAAACAUCUCCAUACACAUGGAGCAGAAGGAGAUAGAGGCAAAAAAUUGAAAAUCCAUUUCCCGUAAAUUCAGUCUUUAUAUGGCAUGGUUGUGGCUGAUUCAACAACUGAAACUAUCUCUUCCUCUUUCUUUCUCACCUACCUUUUUUUUCUUUCUCUCUUUUAAUUCUCGCUUCCUCCCUACUUCUCUCUAUACCUAACCCUCCCAAUCCAUACUAUUCAUGCCAAAGAUUCUGGGACAGAUAAUAGUGGGGAUCCAUUCUUGGGAUGGAUUUGUUUUUUUUUAAAAAAAGGGAGUAUACAUAAAGACUCAUUUUACUAUUCCUGUUCACCUAAAGUAGAAGGAACAGUAGAACGUCUGCCAAUUUAAAAAUAAAUAAUGAUAGCAAUGAGAUGUGGUGUAUAUACCAGAAUUUUCCAAGUAUUUUGAAUCUGUUAAGAAAUAUGGUGUCAUCCCUCUGAUGUCAACGUCCUCUAGUCCUACCUAGACAUGCAGAUAAAUCAUGCAGUACACAGUUUGUGGGACUAUUCUAGUCUAGUGGCAAGUGGGGAAAGUGUCCAGUUUCUCCCUCACAUCAAAACCACUUUUGGAGAUCCAUCAGAGUUUAUCUCUGUUUUGUCCUGUAUUUUUCAACAAUAAGAAAUUCUAGUCAUCUGCCUCAGCCCAUCCAUCAAAGAAAACAGAAUUAUAGAAACGGCUUGGCAAUAGGUCCCUUUGAACACAAUUUUGCUACAUCCUGACCUGCUUGUCACAAGGCCUCCUCCAGCCGUAAUAACUUCAGAGAAGAGUCAUAAGAAGCUGGAUUUAAAGUGUAAAGCUGCACUUUCAUCAGACAGAUGUUGUGUUGGCAAUAGGGGGUGUUGGAAGCCUUGACAACAAGAUGUGAGAUUUAGAAUGUCUUCCAUUUGGCUGAGCUGAAUUAUUUAUCAUUCUUGGGAGCCAAAAGGGAGUUCAAACACCUAAUUUGAACCACUACUAUUACAGAAUUUGAACCACUACUUUUACAGAACAAUUUCCAUCACUUUAGUGUCUUUCCUUAUGGAUUUGUCAUUGGAUCAUCUACAAAUUUUCCGCUGUUUCUUCUGAUACGAAUAGUAAAAAGCAAGGGACUUUGAGGGUUUCUCUUGCCCCAGUGGCUUAAAUUGCCAUAUUAUAAAGAAUCUAAAUGUAGUAUCUCGUAUCUGGUGUGUGUGUGUGUGUGUGUGUGUGUGUGUGUGUAGUGUGUGCAUACAUACAGCCUAUACACAGAGUUUGAUUUUGCAGUCUAGACCAUCCUGCAAAACCCUGUGCUUAUAAAACAACAGUGCUCAUUCACAGAGGCAGCAAAACGAAUCCUUGAUUUCCAUCUAGCGAAAUCAAUACCUUUUUGUCUAACUAUAUUGGUGCAAUUACACCAUAGCUACAUUUAUGCAUCAAAGUAGAUGUCUUUGGCCUGAGACCAGGUAUAUAUCUGACCCACCCCUCAUUUACUCCAAUUGAAACCUCAUAAAAUCUACAGACUUCAAGGAGUUAAUAUAGAGCUUGCCUGAAUCAUUUUCACUGUACAGUUCCCGCACGUCACACACACACACUGAUGACGCAGUUUUGUUUUCCUUCUAUUGUUGAUCUUGUUCUUAUUUGCACCCUUCCACUUUAAAGCAAGACACACAAGGAAGAUAACAAUCCACAUCUUCAAAGCAAUCCAUACAUGUAAUUAAGUAAAUCAAAUGUAAGAUAAAACCAAUAGGACCUAGCAAUGCAAUCUUCUUAAACUCCUACAAAGCCUUUGUUCUUACUCUUUGGAUCCUGGCCCUCCCCUAGGUCACAGUUAAAAUAGGCUGCUCAUUCCCAGUUGUUUGUGAUGUCCAGGAGUGGUGAAUUCUGUAACGUAGAAAAUAACCAUGGCUAUAGAUGCACAUACACAGAGACAAACGAACACAAAGAAGACGAGCAUAAUGUACAAUGUAUUGGGAUCAUCUUGAGUAUCAUUCUUUGGCUGGUUAUUCAAAAUGCUAAUAUUAUUAGAAGAAAUUGCUGGAACGAAGCAGGAAACCCCCUCAAAGAAAAAAAAAUAAGUAGCCAACCCCCUUGCUUCAUUGUUGCCUUCAAUUUUUGACUUGUAAAUCUGUCACAAGCAACAGAAAAACUUGAAAGCUUCAUUAUCAUCUUACUGAUGUGCCAUAGCAAAUAGGCCUUGUCUGCUGUGCUCAUAGCAUAGGGGCAUGUAGGUAUGUCAACAUCCCUAUUCUGAAAGAAGUUCUGGGAUUGUCCUUCCCUGUUGGCCUACUUCACUAUAUCAGUGCAUGAUAUAUAGCUAUCCCUGUCCCUUCCAUUUAGUUUGAAGCAGCCCCCAUACACACACCUAAUUAUUUGCAUCAGGAUAGCUUCUAUUCUUCCUGGAAACCCCUCCCCACUCCAUGAAGUGUGAGCAACAAGAUGCAAAUUCCUUUGCACUACUUGCGUGCUUUCCGAAAAGGAUUGCACUAGGUCUCCAACCAGUAUUGUACUCUGCUAAAGGCCACCAUGAUAAGAUACCAACUGACCAAUUCAAUGGGAGUCUUCCAAGUUAAUUGGAAUGUUGCAAUGAUGACCCUAGCUCAAAACAGUAUAUGUGUGUAUUUAUCUGUAUAUAGAUGUACAUAUGUAAAUUAGCAAAGAAUGCCAAUAGAUUUUGUGGUUCCUUAGAAUAGUCUGAAACUGAUGCACAAAUGUAAUGCUGCUAUUUGGCUAAUAUGUUUUGUAAGAUGGAUUUCCUGUUGAUCUAUUGGGGAAAUAUUCCAGAAAGUCAAAAUGACCACCUUCUCUGCCUCAUUUAAGAUGCUGAGUGCAAGAAGGGGCAAAUCACCUUGGGGUGAAAAAGCAAACUCCCAGACCUUUACUCUAUUACAACCCUGGGAUCAUCUGAUGAGCCUGACACUGCAGAGUGUAGUGAGCUGAAGAUUUGUACCCUAAAACUGAGAUCUUCACCGCAGACUUUCUCAGUGAUGAUGUCAGUUUUUCCAUCAUGUUUUAUAAUAAUUUCAGAACUGCAGAGAUAGAAGGGGCCCCUACAGAU